This is a messenger RNA of Phycomyces blakesleeanus NRRL 1555(-), 9510 nucleotides long. RefSeq lists its product as hypothetical. The coding region runs from base 1 to 9510 and encodes 3169 amino acids. The record is from RefSeq and is a predicted model, not a curated record. NCBI's taxonomy places the organism in Eukaryota, Fungi, Mucoromycota, Mucoromycetes, Mucorales, Phycomycetaceae. Gene Ontology annotation, biological process: mitochondrion organization; protein retention in Golgi apparatus; protein targeting to vacuole. Gene Ontology annotation, cellular component: extrinsic component of membrane. The transcript has 37 exons.
AUGUUGGAAUCUGUCGUCUCGACCCUACUCAACAAGGUUCUAGGAGCCUAUGUCUCUAACCUCAAUUACAACCAACUCCAGAUCGGCAUCUGGUCAGGCGAGGUUGUUCUCCGAAACUUACGACUCAAACGCGAAGCGCUCGAUAAACUCAACUUGCCUGUAGACGUCCUUCAUGGCUAUCUUGGGGAGCUUACCCUGACCAUUCCAUGGUCCAACUUAAAAGGGAAACCGGUGAUGAUCAAUAUCAACGAUGUUUAUGUGCUUGCUGUACCCCGGAAUGAGUCAACCAUGACGGCAGAUGAAAUAAAAGCGCGCCAACACGAAGCUAAGAUGCGAAAAUUGGCUGACGCUGAAAUGAUACAUCAACCAGUAGAACACACAAAUGCAGCCGAAGAUGCUAAGAAUGAAACCUUUGCCAACCAACUUAUGCAAAAGAUCCUCAAUAAUCUUCAGUUCUCAAUUACAAAUAUUCAUAUUCGAUAUGAAGAUGAAGUAUCAGCACCUGGUCACCGGUUUGCGGCCGGAAUCACUCUUAACGAACUAUCGGCAAUUUCCACAGAUGAAAACUGGAUCCCACAAACUAUUGGUGAUGCUGUUAAUACUAUUCACAAAUUGGCAACAUUGGAGUCCUUGUCAGUCUAUUGGAAUACGGACACAUACUCGCUGUCUCAUCUUAAAGAUGACGAAAGUUUUACGAGGUUCAGAAGCCUAAUUGCUACCAAGACGCAUGUCCCCCCAGAACACCAGUAUAUUCUAAAGCCGGUUUGUGGCACAGGAAGGGUAAAACUGAACAAGAAGUUUGGUGGUGAAACACCAAAGGUCGAUUCUACUCUUCUGUUCGACGAACUUUCAUUUGUUAUUGACGAUGAACAAUACAGAGAUGCAAUUCUCAUGAUAGACCUCUUCCACUCUUAUCUUAAGAAGCAAAAGUACCAGAAACUACAUCCGCCUAGUACAGUAACACCACGCACAGAUCCGCGUGCUUACUUUCAGUUUGCUGCAAAUGCUGUCCUGUCGGAAAUUCAUGAAAGAAACCAACGCUGGACAUGGGCUCAUAUAAAACAAAGACGCCAAGAUAGACUGGAUUAUAUUGACUGUUAUGUUGCAGAUAAACUUGGUCAACCUACCCCAGAGCAAAAACAGAAACUUGGUGAGCUUGAACAUAAGCUGAGCUAUGAGGAUAUUAGGCUUUAUAGAGGUCGGUCCAAGGCACAUCUUCGGCGCGAAAAAGAACGAUUAGCUGCCGAAGAAGAGCGAAAGCGUAAGGCAGCUGCAGCUCAAGCUGCAAAUUCUAAAGGCUGGCUUGGUUCAUGGUGGUCAACACCCAAUACAGCCAAUCAGCAAGAAGAAGACGAGGACUUGGUUAUUACUGAAGAACAAAAGCAAGAAUUCUAUGAUGCAAUCGAAUAUGAUGAAGAUAUGGCAGCUGUUGUAGAAUCCAUCGAGUUUCCGAAGGAUACUAUGCUCCUUUGUCUCCGUACGACUUUAAACAAGGGUUCUUUUACUUUGAAACGAGAGCCUCAUGCGAACAAUCCUCUCGAGCUGGUGUCACUUGUUUUUGAUACAGUGAUGCUAGGCGCUAUUCAAUAUGUGGAUUCUUUCAAAAUUACAGCUGCUCUUGGUGACUUGAUCCUUUACGAUGGUGCCACAAAGAAUACCCAGUAUAAAAAACUAAUCGGUGUAAAGCAAAAGGAACCUAAAGAUCGACGAAAAUCUCAAUUGGACAAGCACUUAAUCAAGUUUGAAAAUAUGAAGAAUCCUUUCUUUUCGCUUGCAAUCGAGCAUAAACCUCUAGAUGGGCGCGCUGAUAACGCAAUGGCUUUAGUAAUGCGAAAUAUUGAUAUUGUGUACAACCCUAUUACUAUCAGUGCCGUCAUUGAAUUCUUUAGACCUCCUGAAACGAGUGCUGAUAGUGUUAAUGCAUUAAUUGAGGUUGCUGGUGAUACAUUGGAGGAUAUCAAAAACCAGACACGCGCUAGUUUAGCAUUUGCUCUCGAAAGACAUACCACUUUAGAUCUUCGAGUGGACAUGGAUGCUCCUGUAAUUAUCAUUCCAGAAAAUUGUUCCUUGAAGAAUUGUCGAGGUAUUGUUGUUGACGCUGGUCAUAUCAAUAUUGAGAGCAAUUUGGCACCUGCUGGUGCAUUCAAUGAGAUGAAGUCCAAGAAAAGUGCCGAAUAUACCACGGAAGACUAUGUUCAACUUAGAUCAUUUAUGUACGACAAGUUUACCAUUCAGCUCACGCAAACGAAGAUUCUUGUUGGCGAUUCAGUUGACACUUGUCUCGCUCAAGUACGAGAGCCUACCAAGGAAUACAAUCACCUUCAUCUUGUUGAUCGCAUAGAUAUGACUUUCUUGUUGGAAAUGUGUAUUGUUGCAAAGUCGAACGACUUGACACGUUUCAAGAUGUCUGGUCAUCUUCCACUAUUGUCAGUCAAUUUCUCGGACACAAAGUAUCGUAUAUUAAUGCAACUUCCCCGAUUGAUUGAAGCUUCUGGUAUUUUGGGCAAUGAUAAGCCGGAUCAUCUUGAAAGUGACGAAGAGGAUUCGGAUGAACUGUGGUCUGUGGCAGAAACUGCAGAAACUGAAGCUACCCAAUUGAAGCAAAAAACAUCGAAAGAGACCCAUGUAAAUCAGAAAAUUUUUGAACUUGAUUUUAAGGUAGACAAGGUUUCUGCAAAUGUGCUCAUGGCAAGACGACAAAGAGAAGAAGGUUCUACAUUUGAGGAUCUUUUGUGUGAAGUAACUCUAGAACAUCUUUCAGUUGAAUACUGUAUGCGCCCAUUUGAUAUGUCGAUUGGACUUUCGCUUGAAUCUCUUAACGUGGUCGAUCGUAUGGCUCAUGGAAACGAGUUCAAAUACCUUGUUACUUCCGACAAUAUGGUUGUCCCGUCUUCAGAUUCAAAGUCUAAAUCUGAACCAACAGAACUCGUUCAUGUGGAAUAUAUUCGUGUAGACAAAGAAAGCCCCGAGUACCGAAAUAAGUAUAAAGGAAUUGAGCAGACGGCCAAUGUAACCCUCUCAACCCUGAACUUCAUUGUCACCCAGAGCUCAGUCUUGACCCUCUAUAGCUUUGUAUUGGAUACAUUUGUUGAGGAUGAGUCGCCUACUAGAACACAGGAUAGACGGGUUUCCAGGCAACAAGACAAAAGAUUAUCAGUCUCCAAAGACGCUGAUCAACGUCGACGGUCUUCUGCCGUGCCACCCAAAGAUUCAACACCACCACAACCUAGCAAUAUAUAUGUGCACCUUUUAUUGGAUAGUGUGAACUUUAUUCUUAAUGAUGACGGUGUACGUCUUGCAACAGGUCGACUCUCGCACGGUGACAUGUCUGUACUUAUGAUACAGAAUACUGUCAAGCUCUCUGCCAAGUUUGAUAAUUUCACUUUAACAGAUGAUCUCAACGAUACGAGCGAGGGAUCAAAAAAUACUCAUCAGACCGACCUUUUGACAAUUCAGGGAGAAGAGUUGAUUGAUUUACGAUUCGAAAGCUUUAUAGAAAACGGGCCACAAAUAUAUCCAGGCUAUGACCAACUUCUCUACCUUCGUAUGGGAUCUGCUCAGUUCACCUUCCUUGAACAGCCAAUUACUCGCUUUAUGAGCUAUUUUAGUAAAUUUGCUGAAAUGAAGCUUAUGUUUGAUCGUGCUCGCCAGGCUGCCUAUGAAUCCGCUCAGCACCUUCAACAAGCUGUUACAAAAAUGCAUUUUGACGUUGUUAUCAAGACGCCAGUUGUAUUUUUCCCCGAAAUGCAUAAUCAUCCUAUGGAUGUUGUAGUAGCACAUCUCGGUGAGAUUUGGGCAUCUAAUACGUUUGUGGAUGAAGAGGACGGGUGUAUUAAUGCCAUUCGCGCUGGCUUGCGUGCCAUUAACGUUACGUCUACAUUCCAUGCCAUCCAUCCAAGCACCAAGAAAAUACAAGUACAAGAGCUGCCAAUUGUUGAAAACACAAACCUUACAUUGGAUAUCAAGAGCCCUCAGCAGAUUAACACUUUACGACCUGAUAUGGAUAUUAGUGGAAAGCUUUCUGAUCUCUCGAUGCGCUUGACUGAAGUCCAGUAUAUAUUUCUGAUGGAUGCGGUUAAUAUGAUUUCAAGAAUAUUCUCUGGGACUGAAGAGCCCGAUUCUUCGUCUAAAACUCAUCCAAAUCAGUCGAAUUUACUGACUCAAGAGGAUCAGCUUCAAGCAACAACUGAUGAAAACACUAAUAUUAACUCUCGAACAAAUGUGAGCUCCGAUGUGGAUGAAGAGAACCAUGAAGAACCACCGCGGAUCCGUAUGGACCUCGAUGCACAGACUAUUGCACUUGAGCUUUUUACGAACAAAGACGUCAACAAUUGGACACAACCACCCGAUAGUUUACUGAAGGUUGCUAUGAACGGCAGUAGAGUUCAGGUAGAAAUGCUUAAGACGGGAUGCAUCAAGACAGACCUCAAGGUUAAAUCUCUGGUUGUCAAUGACUCUCGUCCCAAUAUCAAUAGCAAGUACAAAGAAAUUAUGCCAGCUAUUGAAAACGGUUAUCAAUUUGAGAUGCUGCUCGACCUUUCACCAGCUGAUCCAGUACGCCGUGGUGUAGCUAUUAUGACUAUUAAUGAUCCAAAAGUUAUUAUUUCCCUUGAUCAUGCCUUUGUGCUACAGAAUUUUGCCAUGUUACCAUUUACCCAAAACCAUAACCCCGCGUCCUCCCAUCAAUCUUCCGCUAAGCACACAGAAGAGUUCUUGUCUGGUUUGGCUGAGAAUCUCGCUGCUGAACCCGUAGUAGAGCAAGGCAUUGAGCUGUCUUAUAGUCUAAACGUAGUCCGCGCGGAAUUCGUGCUUUUGGCCAAUCCAGAUACCAUAGAAUCUGAAGCGGUUGUUCUUUCUGCUGAACAAGUCAUGAUAUCUCGGCAGGCUGUUACAGCACUUGUUGUACGACAGAUGGGAAUGUUCCUUUGUCGAAUGGAUAAGCGUAAUGUAUCGACACUCAAGUUUAUCCAAACAUUUGACGUGUCUAUUUCAAUGAAUAUUGAUACCAAAGGUCCUGAAGGACAACCCAAGACAGACUUGCAAGUUGAUGUGGAUGCACUUGUACUACGUCUAUCUUAUCGAGACGCAAUGCUCAUCACAGAUAUUUUUAACAAGGCGUAUGCCCUUUACGAGAAAAGUGUUGGUAGUCAACCACCGGCUUUAUCUGGAACUAGUCCUGCUCAAACAACUGUGUCAACAAACAACACACCACAUGCGCAUGAACUACCUAGGUUUAUGGAAGCAAAAGAAUCGCUUCGAGCUUCUUUCCAAGGCAUGCAAGUCAUCUUAAUUGAUGAGAUUCACGAAAUGCCUAUGGUAGACAUGACUCUAAAGCCAUUUAGUGUUGAUGUUGCCAACUGGUCUCGUUCACUUUCUGCGACAGUGGAGCUUGCAACUUAUAUAAACUACUUUAAUAUCAAGAACUCCCAUUGGGAGCCUUUAGUAGAGCCAUGGAAUGUUCAAUUGGCUAUAUCACGGAACAAUAUGCUUCCUAACGACCCACUUCACGUAGAGCUGCUGUCUGAUAACAUUCUUAAUCUUAAUGUGACUCACACUUUCCUUGAGAGUGCAAUGGCUACGAUGCAUCUCUGGGAUAAAAGAUCAUACAAUGGUUACCAUGGUGAACGUGGUGCGGUUGCGCCAUAUCGGAUUGCAAACCACACUGGUUAUAAGGUGCACGUUUGGAGUACGAAAGUAGGAGACAAAAAAGAUACAGUAAUCAAGAGUCUUGAAAAUGGACAAGAGAUGGAAUGGUGGUUUGAAGAUUGGAGAAAGCGACGUGAGACCACUUCAUCUGGAAACAAGAAUUUAUUGAAUGUCCAAUUAGAAGGUGCCUUGUGGGAAAGUCUUCGAGAUAUUUCAGUGGACACAGAAGGCGAAAAAAUGCAACCUCUCCAGCCUAUGAUAAAUGAUGUUGAACAUCAUAUAAUGUUUGAUAUCAAACUUGUAAACAAUGUCAAGGUUGUUACUAUUCGAUCAACCAUGGUUAUUGAGAAUAAAACACUCUUGCCUGUUGACUUUGUUUUGCUUGAUAAGAGCGGGAAUCCCUGUUCGCAUAUAAAGAAAAUCGCCCCUGGCCAAGAUUAUGCCAUUCCUAUUGAAGCUGCCUAUAAUGAUCGUUUUUGUGUCCGACCUGAUGCUGGAUUUGGAUAUAAAUGGGCAGACAAAAUGCUGCACUGGACAGACUUUGUUCGCCCUGGAGAAAAACCUAGCACAAUACAAUGCUUAGGAGAAGGAGAAGAUAUGCCACCAUUUAUGUUCCAGAUCCAUUCACGUUUUGAUAAGAAUAAUCAGCUAUUCGGUCACUAUCCUGUUAUGUCCAUUCGUCUCAGCGCUCCUGUAGAGAUUGAGAAUUUGUUGCCUUUCGACUUUAACUUUAGAAUUAUUGACAAAACUGCUAAGCAAGACUUUGGUUCUUUCUUACGAAAAGGAGGUGUGGCACCACUUCAUGUGAUUAAAAAUAAGCACUUGCUCAUACUAAAUAUUGCGAUAUUGGACUCAAAUUACAACCCAAGUGAUUUUGCUAUUAUUAGCACGAGAGGCACAGAAGAUUUGAAUAUAGAGGAUACACUCCAGCUUAAAAGCAAGGAUAAUGUACUUCUCACGCUCAAAAUCAAUACUAUGGAUAUUCCUGAUUCUGGAGGUGCUCGCAAAUACAGUAUAUACUGUCCAUAUAUCGUGAUCAACAAAACUGGAUGUCCAAUUGGGUUCAAGCCAAAGCUUGCAUGGCAAAGUUCGAUGUUUUCUGGCGCUCAAAACACUGCAGUGUGCCGUCCUGGAGUAAAGCCAGAGCCAUUUAUGUUCUCUUAUCCCAAGAUUGACAAUAGAAAUAGAUGUCUUAUUCAAAUAUCUGGUUCCGAGUGGAGUAUACCUAUAAGUUUUGAAGCUGUUGGUACUAUGUAUGAUGUUACAGUUCCAAGUCCUUCAAAGACGGAAGAAAUUCAUGUCGGUGUCAGUGUCCAGGAGGGACAAGGAAAGUACAAGAUAUCAAAAGUAAUUACUUUUACCCCUCGGUUUAUUCUGAGUAACCAAAUGGAUGAAUUCAUUCGUUACCGAGAGCCAGAAUCGAGAGUCGAUCAAGAUCUAGAACCAAAUCAAAGAAUACCAUUAUACAAUUUGCGUCGGAACGCGGAGAAGCAGUUGAGUAUUAAGCUUCCUGGAAUAAAUAAUCGAUGGUCAGCUCCAUUUAAUAUCCAAGACAUUGGCAAAAUGCAUGUUCGACUAGAUAGUGCUGAUGGCUCUACUGCAAUGCUCAUGCGAGUCACUACUAUCCUUCAAGACGCCACUGUAUUUAUUGUUUUAUCCAAAGAAGACAGUAAAAAUUGGCCCUUCAGGAUUGUGAAUGAGACAGAUGAUACCAUGACAUUCUAUCAAGAAGAAUUGAGCAUUAUGCGGGAUGAUUUCAGUGAUAACAGAAUGCAUCAACAAAGCGCAAGACGGUAUCGACUUCCUCCUCAUCAGUCUGUUCCAUAUUCUUGGGAUAUGCCUGCAAAUAAGGAUAAAAAGAUUAUUUUAAACAUUUACGGCCGCGAAAGAAGCAUUAAUUUGCAAGAGAUUGGUAGUCAGUUACCUUUCAGAUAUACUACACGGGAAGGAAAACCAGCUAUUGCAUCAAUAGAUAUCAAGAUAUCUGAUAUGGUCCAAUAUGUCUACCUGAAGCCGUUUGUUCAAUCAGAAAGUCUGUUCAGACCUACCUCACAAGGGUCUAACUCCUCUGUUACAUCUCUUUCUCCUUCUACGUCUACAUCGACGUCCUUCAAAGAUACAAAUGUCCGAGAAGGGUUUGAAGCUGUAGAAAUGAAUCUUAUUUUGAACUUGAUAUUCAAGAUCGAGAUCAAGCAAAUCGGUCUUUCGUUUAUUAACAGGCGUCUUGAUGAAAUUGCAUACAUAACAUUGCGAGGGCUCAAUGUUAGCUUUAAGGAUUCAAAUGUUUAUCAAUCCCUUCGGUGGAGUAUAAAGUGGAUUCAGAUCGAUAAUCAACUACCAGGAUCAGCCUUUCCUAUCUUACUUUACCCUACAAAUGUAACCAGGGAAGGCAAUCAUGAGAUUCUUCCCACAUUACAACUUGCUGUCGAUAGAGUCAAGGAUGAUUCUCAUGGUGUUCUUUACAUCAAAUAUUUCUCUGUUCUUUUACAGAAAAUGAGUGUUGAAAUGGACGAAGCUUUCGUUUAUUCUAUCUUGGACUUUUCACAUAUCAAUGUGGAAGGAUGGAACUCUGUCGUGGAUGAUGGGAAACUGUGGGAAUACACCAAUGAGAUUCCGGAUGUUAAUUUAGAAGAUGGAGUAGCACAAUUAUAUUUUGAAAUGCUCAGUAUUCAGCCUAUUCGCUUUGACCUCUCAUUCUUACGAACGGAUCAAUUAAAUAUUGUUGAUGAGAGACCACAAGGAAACUCUCCUCUAAUGUUCUUUGUAAACAUCUUGACUAUGGCAAUUGGAAAUAUUAAUGCCGCUCCUAUGAAAUUCAACGCUUUGGCUGUUGAGAAUUUACGAGCUAGCGGGUCGGAUCUUAGCAAUCGUAUUUUUAUUCAUUACAGCGAUCAGUUCAUUUAUCAAAUUCACAAUGUCCUUGGGUCAGCUGACUUCCUUGGAAAUCCUGUUGGUCUUUUCAACAAUUUGAGUUCGGGUGUCGCUGAGCUAUUUUAUGAACCUUGGCAAGGAUUUAUUAUGAGUGACCGUCCUCAAGAUCUUGGACUUGGUAUUGCAAGAGGUUUUAGUGGAUUUGUGCGCAAGAGUGUAUUUGGAGUAACGGAUAGUUUUACUAAAUUUACUGGAAGUAUCGGUAAAGGACUGUCCGUAGCAACUAUGGAUCGCCAGUAUCAGGAUAAGCGUCGUCAGAAUAUGGCGAGAAACAAGCCUCGACAUGCUUUAGUAGGUGUAGCCCAGGGAGCCAAUUAUUUUGCCAACAGUAUAGCAAGUGGAAUGACUGGACUUGUGACACGUCCUAUCGAGGGGGCUAGUAAAGAAGGUGUCAGCGGAUUUUUUACUGGGUUUGGAAAAGGACUUGUUGGUGCUGUGACAAAACCAGUUGUUGGUGCCUUUGAUUUGGCAAGCAAUGUGACUGAAGGGAUUCGUAACUCGGCUACACCAACGGAUGUCAAUGACAUUGAACGUAUUCGGUACCCCCGCUAUAUAGGAAACGAUGGCAUUCUAAAGCCCUAUUCUACGAAAGAAGCUCAAGGUCAACAUUGGCUAAGAGAAGUAGACAAUGGAAAAUAUUUUCAAGAUAGUUAUAUCUACCAUUGUCACGUCCAGAGCGAUGAACGAGUUGCAAUGCUAACUUCGAAUCGUGUGAUGCUGCUGAGAACACGCCGACUUAUGGUUGAAUGGCAGGAACCAUUUACUGAAAUUGAUACAAUUAAAUGUCAAUCUACAGGUAUUGCCAUUAAAUUGGUUAAUGAUAAAUGGGAACCUUUCCUUGUAAUCCCAGAUAAGAAGACUCGGGAGCUGCUAUUUAGAAAGAUCGAAGAAGCAGUACUUAAGUACAACAAUGUCCGUAGACCUGGUCACUAA